UUCUUCUCCCGGGUGGGGAUGCUGUACUUUGAUAAACUAGAAAAGGAUGAAAGAAGUAGGUGUUUCUCCUUUGACUGCUCUUGGCAUUAGCAUUUUCCUAAAUGGGUGAGCUGACCAGGAGAUACUUUUGUCUCCCCUCACCUCUCAGUCCUAUUCUCACACUCACAGCUACCUUUGAGCUGGGGGACUUUGCAGAGCACAUUGUGGCUUGCAUUGGCUCAGCCCGAGUUCAGUCACCCAAAACCUUGCAGCUCUAUUUUGAAACAUCAUUCAAUCUGUCCACUAUGGAGUUUCUUUUCUUUUUUUUUUUUUUCACUCUUGCUUCUGACAUCAUUUCCCGAACACUAUAUUCACCGAGCUCUGUAGCCAGAUCGUCUCCUCAGCAUAUGAUUCAAGGAGCUCUUUGAAAUGGAUUUCAGCUCUCCUUUUACUCUGCUCUGCCUGCUGGUGAUAAUAACUGUUACUCAAGGCUCUGUCAUCUGGACCGGUGCGCUCAGCGGUGAUUCAGCAGUCUUUUCUUUGGAAAUCCAAAGCCUGCAGAAUUUCUCCAGCAUGAGCAAGGAGGAUAAGAAAUGCUCUACAACUGUCCUAAAUGAUACCUUGUUGGCCAAGUGUGGCACUUCUGCCAGUAGAUGGCUGAACUUAGAGAACGGCUCCCUAGUGCUGAGGAGUGUGGAGAAAGAUGAUGAAGGAAAAUACGGAUUUGUUUUUCAGAACACCAUCAGAAAUUUUACAUUGGAAGUAUUUGAGCCGACCAUUGGUAUCCAGUGCUUCCCUGAUGGAACUGCAGAGCUCUCCUGCAACAUGGCCAGCAACGAGAUCCUGGUCUUUCGGUGGCUGCUGAAUGGCACCCACCUGAAAGCUGAGGGGGCUUGCAUUAAGGAUGCUGGGAAGAAAGUUCACCUGGGCAGAACUGAGCCUGGGGAGUUUGUGUGUGAAAUUUUGAAGGGGAACAGUGUCACGAGGACCAGGCCCAUUACACUGUCUUGCAGCUAUGACCUGCUGCGGUACCCGGGGUUCGUUUACAUCCUGGCAGGGUGUGCAGCGGGUGUGCUUAUCCUGGUGGUGGCUUUGCCUGCAGCCAUAUGUUGCUGCAUGAAGAGGAGACACAAGUUCAUCCCAGUGCCUUCAGAGGAGGAGAAGGACGACGGGCUAACAAUGUCAGUGGUGUCCGGUGAAGGCACGAAGAGCCCCCGCCGUGGAGACCGUGUGGAGGCUCAGGCUGCCCACACGGACCGUGCCCCGAAGGCUGAUGCUGCCCAGAUUGGUCAAGGUGUUGAGCCCCAGCCACUGGCAGAAGAAAACUUACCAGUGCAGAUAGAAGCUGAGGAAAUGCCAGAUGCUGAGGUCCUAGUUGAUAUGGAAAGCCAGGAAGAUGCCUCAGACUGUUUCCCGGAUCCAACUGAUGACUGAUCUGCCACGCUUGCUGUUCCACCCUGAAGCCUGUGACACUUGUCCUUCGCAUCCCAUAGUCUCACUGUGUCUGGAAAAUUUUAGCAGGGGAAAGACGUCAGGUGUCAGACCUUCUGACCUCAUUUCAAAAGAAAAAAGAAAACACAGAGAAAAGCACACACAUGGCUUCAAGGCCCACUCCCCUGGCCUGACAGGUUCACCCACAAACAAAAGGGGCAGCUCUUUGAUGCUUUGCCUGAUAACAGAGCUGCAGCUAAACUGAGGAGCCCAGGGGACAGCCUGGAAUGAGAGGGCUCCUCCUGCUCCGUGCCCACCCCAUGUCUUGCCGUGUCUGCCAGCCAGGGCAGGCAGUACAGGCAGGUUGAUGUGGCCUGCCAGUCCCAGGCAGAAGCCAAAGACUUGCCAGAAAUUUCCUGAGAAAGCUUCUUCUCGGGAGA
This is a messenger RNA of Lonchura striata (white-rumped munia), 1850 nucleotides long. RefSeq lists its product as uncharacterized. NCBI's taxonomy places the organism in Eukaryota, Metazoa, Chordata, Aves, Passeriformes, Estrildidae. The record is from RefSeq and is a predicted model, not a curated record.